CAGGCUAGACUCGAUCAGUCAACACCUCCGCUGACUGAUGGUGAAGGCCUGCGAGCCCCCAGCCUGCCGGCCGACCAUCUCGGGGUUCAAUCCCUGCCAGCUCCGCCAGGACCUCCAGGGGACGGCACCUUCACGAAUAGCAAGGCGUCCUGUCCUGCACGCUCGCUAGCGGCGGGCUCGUUCGCAGGAACGAUUGCUGGCGACGCCCAAUCCUACCCAGACCGCGAUGCUAUUUCCACAUGUCGACUGGCAACGCUCGCAGUGCUUAAAUGCAGCCAAGGCCUGUCCCGUGUUGCGACGGUCGCUUGAGCAAUGGUGACUGACGGUCGCAUCCGAGUUUCUCCAAGACUGAAACGUCUCAAUCACGACCAUGUUCUUCGAUAGUCCAAAGUUCACCGUCGACACCGACCCGGCUCCGCUGCCACUCCGCAAGCCGCGCAGGCCAUUCUCCCCUAAGGUCAAGACGGGCUGCUUGCGCUGCAAAACCAGAAAAGUCAAGUGCCCAGAGGAAAAGCCCCAAUGCAGCCGCUGCGUCCGGAUGGGCCUGUCGGAUUGCCAGUAUCCGCUGCUGUCGCAACCGAGAGAACUCCCACCUCAGCCAGUGAGGCAGGCUCAUCGCGUCCUGCCGCCGCUCGCCGCCUACGCACUCGCGAGGGCACCGUCCACUGCCUACUUUGGCCCAGCCAUAGCACGACUCAGCCCACCCCAGGUAGCAUACCUCGAUCGCUUUCGCCAUAAGGUGAUGCUUCGGAUCACAUCGCUCACUUUCAACGACUUCUGGGGCCGCGUGAUCCUCCACGAGACUCUGAACGAUGAUUGUGUCCUCGAGGCUGUGCUCAGCCUGGGGGCCCUCGACCUGGCAUGGGAUCAAGCGAACACGACGGGCAAGCCAACAAGCCCGCAUGCAGAGAAUGGGAGCCAACUUAGUCUCCAGUCGUCUUCGUCAGCAUGCUAUCGGGAGGCCAUCCGGCACUACUCUCGAUCCGUUACCAGGCUUCAUAGCAGACUGAGGGCUCUGGCGGAAUCGUCGUCGUCGCAGUCGUCAUCGCAUGGAGAGCAUGCAUCCGACAAUGUGCAGGAGCUGGUGCCGAUAUUGACAAUGCUGUACGCCUUGUUUGAGUGGCUACAUGGCGACGAAGUUGCCCAAGAUCGACUUCUGAGGAAUGGGUUGCUUAUGGUCAAGGCCCAGGAGGCUUUGGGAUCCAAGACGGACGAAGCAAGCGAGCAUCAAGACUUGGCUCAGCCGUUGGUCUACCCCUGGGAACCGACUGGGCUGGGUGGCGGUGAUUUCUUCAACCGUGCUGAAGAUGCAGGUUCUCUGAUGAUACGUUGGAUCGUUCUGAGCUGGCUGCUGUGGCCAGGCGCCUCGACAUCCGCAGCAGCAGUGGUGAGAUACUACAACCGCAAAAUAGCAAAUGGCGAGGCACAGCUCGACAUAGCAUCGCCGCCACCACCACCAACGAGCCUAGCCGAGAGCAGCUACGAGACUGUUUGCGGGAUGGCGCUGAAGGUGGUGACGUUUGUUACGCUGUGGUUUGCUCGGCUCCGCGUCGACGGCGCCGAUGAAGCAACCAUGGCUGCUGUCGCUGGGGAAGAAGGACCAGUUCUCGACCGACUCCGAGUGGAACAGCGCGCGCUCGAAACAUGGGUGCGGGACUGGGCCGCUGUCUUGUCGGCAAAGUUGGCGACAGAGAGAGAUCCUAUAGGCAAGGUACUGCUGACAGAGUUCCUGUUUGGGUGCAAAACCCUGACGUUCAUGAUCCAAGUUGGAUUGCCGUUUCCUGUGGCAGACCCCUUGUCAUCACCGGGGAGCAAGCAGCAGCCCGAGCGACAGGGACAGGACCUCGAGACGAGAAGUACCCGCACAGCCCACGCCGUCAUGGACGAGGUCGAGAAGCGUGUCCGUGCCAGACGCGCGCUGGGCGAGGUUGGGCUGGGCGAGUGCAGCCCAGGAGCACUUGCGCUGGUCUGUCGAGAGUGCCGGGACAUUGGAGUGCGGGCGCGGGCGCUGACCAUCUGCCGUUGGGGCGCCCAGGCGAAUGCGCUGUGGGAUGAAAAAGGCAGCAUGAUCGGGACAUGCGCGCUAGCGGCGCUCGAGGAGAGAUCGCGAGAUCCCACCACAGGGUUGGUCCCACGGUCAUCGCAGUGGCAAUGGAUUCACGCGGAGUGGACUAGUGACCACGAGUGCCUUGCUGUCACAUUCAGGUCGGUCACUCGGGACGAGGCGGGCGAGUUCCGGUACAAGAGGAUGCAGUUGCUGGCCGCCAACUUUGGCUACGUGACAAGGUUAGAAAUGUGAAUCAAAGAGUGAAAGCCACUUGCCCGCAGGAUCUGCAAAGCGAAUGUGUGAGUCGUGUCCAGGUCUGCAGAGGAGCAAGUGAGUAUUUGGAGACCGGCGUCAAGCAGGAAGGUCUGUCGUUUGGGGAU
Molecule: messenger RNA, 2427 nt
Organism: Microdochium trichocladiopsis
Lineage: Eukaryota; Fungi; Ascomycota; Sordariomycetes; Xylariales; Microdochiaceae
Exons: 2
Coding region: 371-2299 (642 amino acids)
Biological process (GO): regulation of DNA-templated transcription
Molecular function (GO): zinc ion binding; DNA-binding transcription factor activity, RNA polymerase II-specific
Source: RefSeq, a predicted model, not a curated record